AGUAUUAUUCCCUGUAGAGUACAUGAUUUUCCAACAAGCUUAGCACGUCACUCAUGUAACCUAGCAUUUUUAUUCUCAAUGGAAUUUGUACUCUUUUGAACUGAAGGCAUUAAAGAAGGUAUUUUUUUAAUUCAGGAUGGAAGCGAAUGCAAGCAGUGGUCAGCUCCUGAACAGCAGAGGUCAGAGAUCAUUAAUGUCUAACUUAAAUCCAGUAAUGAGUGAUUUUGUGUCAGAUUGGUCUCUCAUGCACGAUGCAUCUAUACAUGGCCGCACAUUGGCUCUAAGCAAACUUUUAAGCCAGGGAUACAGUGUGAACCUCACUACAGCAGAUCAUGUAACUCCACUUCAUGAAGCAUGCCUCGGGGGCCACCCGGCUUGUGUCCGUGUCCUGUUGAAACAUGGAGCUCAGGUCAAUAUUCCUAACAUUGACUGGCAAACGCCCAUGUUUAAUGCAUGUGUCAGCGGCAAUGUGACCUGUGUUAAUUUACUCCUAGAACAUGGAGCCAGCCCUCAUGCAAAAUGUGAUGUAGCCUCCCCAAUCCAUGAAGCAGCUAAACGAGGACACACAACCUGCGUGGAAUCUCUUGCGUCUGCUGGGGUCAGUGUGCAGCAAUAUGUAAAACACCUGGGUACACCACUUUAUCUUGCCUGUGAAAAUCAAAAGGUGGAUACUGUUAAGAAGCUUCUUGAGUUUGGUGCAAGUGCAAAUGUUGGUAAAGAUCUGGACUGCCCUUUACACGUAGCGGCAAGGAAUGGCAACGCUGACCUGGUAAACCUGCUCUUUGACUUUGGAGCAAAUGCAUAUUGCAUAAAUGCUGAAGGAAAACGGCCUUCGGAAUUGGUUUCCCAGCACUGCAAGCUAAAGAACAUUUUUCAGACAAAAGAAGGGCCAAUGUCGUUGAUGCAGAUUUGUCGCAUUUUUCUCCGAAAUUACUUUGGACAAAUAAUCAAUGCUAGAAUACAUGAAUUUCAGCUUCCAGAUUCGUUAAAACAUUUUCUUUUAUAUAAGUAAUAUAUAAUUUUGUAUAGUUUUAAUGUUAUAUCACAAAAAAUACAUAAAAAAAAAAGAAAAUAUUCAUUUCAAUGUGCCAUAAUCCCAGAGUUAUUCAGGCAUAUUCAGUCACUAUGAAAAGAAUAAAUGAUAAUACUUGCUGCAUCUAUUGAUGAGGGAUUUAAUACAGGUUUCUUCCAAUGUACGGUCGGUACGCAGCACUGUGUUACUAAAAUCUUUUUACUGGGUUAUGAAUGAAUGAAUGUUUCAGAGCAUUUGUUUUUACAAUGAAUGUAGUGUGCAUUGUCUUUUCUAAACAAAUGCUGAACAAUUACAUUCUGACAUCUAUUGUUUUUAAAAGAUGAUAAAUAUCCCUAUUUUGAAUGUGACAUUUAAGAUUUUAAAUUGUGUAUUCAAUUGUGGCCUCUGUACUAGUCUAGAAAAAACAGCAUUCACAUGGUUAAAUUUUGCUGUAUUGUAGGUGAUCGCUAUUUCAAAUUUUAAAUUCAAAUAUUUAACUGUAAAAUCUGAAACAUUCAACAGAGGAAACUGUAAUCAAGGGAAAAAAAUAAUUUCAAGAAAAACAUUAGC
Molecule: messenger RNA, 1582 nt
Organism: Bombina bombina (fire-bellied toad)
Lineage: Eukaryota; Metazoa; Chordata; Amphibia; Anura; Bombinatoridae
Gene: ASB9
Product: ankyrin repeat and SOCS box containing 9
Exons: 7
Coding region: 137-1012 (291 amino acids)
Biological process (GO): intracellular signal transduction; protein ubiquitination; positive regulation of protein catabolic process
Molecular function (GO): protein binding
Source: RefSeq, a predicted model, not a curated record